Messenger RNA from Phlebotomus argentipes, 3985 nucleotides. Its product is annotated as titin-like. Gene Ontology annotation, molecular function: protein binding. NCBI's taxonomy places the organism in Eukaryota, Metazoa, Arthropoda, Insecta, Diptera, Psychodidae. The record is from RefSeq and is a predicted model, not a curated record. Bases 179 to 3895 code for a protein of 1238 amino acids. The transcript has 4 exons.
AGAUAUGUGGACCAAGCAGUGAGUCCGCGAGACACGACAAUUGACGUCGCUGACAGUGUUCCGAGUCGGUCUUAAAGGCUUUUUUCACUCGUGCCAAGCGUGAAGUGAUUGCACGGGGUGUUCUUAUCUCGCGCUGCCUAUAAAUGUGAGCAAGGGAGUCUUCAGCUGGGGCACCGAAAUGGGCAACACAUCGGGAAAACAUCAGCUUCGGGAUCGUCCGCGAAAGAACGUCCACUGGAAAACUGCAGAGCCUCCAGUGGCUCCAGGGAAGCCAACGCUUGUGCCUGGUGAUGCCGACUCAGCGCCCGAUGUUGUCACCAUUCGCUGGGAGAGGCCCCUCUCGGACGGCGGUGCCCCAAUCCUGGGCUAUCUCGUGGAGCACCGUCGCACUGGCUCCCCGCACUGGGUGCGCGCCACCCCCGGCCUCGUGCCCUACACCGAACUCACCCUGAGCGGCCUGGAACCUGGCUGGCGCUACCAGUUUCGCGUCACAGCCGAGAACAUCGUCGGCCUGUCGCCGGCCAGCGAACUAUCGGACGGACUGACUGUGACUCUCCAGCGCACGGCCAUCAGCGUCCCGCGAUUCGUGCAGGAGCUGCAAGACAGCACCGCCAUCGAGAACGAGCGCGUGGAGUUCCACGUGAACGUCGUGGGAACGCCGCCGCCCGAGAUCAACUGGUUCAAGGAUGGCUUCGAGAUGUUCAGCAGUCGCCGGACGAAAAUACUCACGGAGAAUGACACGAGCCUCCUAGUGAUUCAUCAGACAGCGCUGACCGAUGAAGGUGAGAUCAAGUGCACGGCGACUAAUCGCGCCGGGCACGUGGUGACCAGGUGUCGGCUGAAGGUGGAGGCGCCGCCCAAGAUUCGGCUGCCGCGUCAAUACGAAGACGGGCUGCUUAUCGAGGCGGAUGAGAUUAUUCGGCUGAAGGUUGGCACGGCCGGCCGUCCGCCGCCCACAAUCGCGUGGCUGCAGAAUGGCGAGGAAGUGAAGUCUGACAAUCGCCACGAAAUCGUAACGACAGAGAGGAACUCCUCUCUGAAGAUCACCAACGCUCGACGCUCCGAUCGCGGAGAGUACAACGUGAGGGCGAUCAACAGCCUGGGCGAGGACAAUGCGUCCUUCCUCGUCACCGUGACAUCGCGCCCCAGUCCGCCGGGGAAGGUCACGAUCUCCAUGUCCAUCGGCAAGUCUGUGUCGCUGACGUGGUCGGAGCCGGAGGACGAUGGCGGCUGCAAGAUCGGCAACUACGUGGUGGAGUACUACCGUGUGGGCUGGAAUGUGUGGCUGAAGGCCACGACAACGCGUCAAUUGUCAACCACCCUCAAUGAUCUGAUCGAAGGGAGUGAGUACAAGUUUCGUGUGAAGGCGGAGAAUCCGUACGGGAUGUCCGAGCCGAGCCAGGAGUCGGACAUGCUGUUUAUUCCAGAUCCCAAGAGAGGCAUCACCAAGCCAAAUAGCUCAAGUGAUACUAGUGUAUUUAUCGACGAUCAACGACCAACGAUUGUUCCCAGACGAAAGCACACAGCCUCGCCGCCCGCGCCGGCCAGUCAGUCCCUGGACAGCAACAUAAACCAGCUGACACGGAUGGUGGACAAGAGCGAACAGACUCACGUGGCGCGCCUCAGAAUUCAGCGACCCACGGUCAAUAUUCAGUUGAUACCUCAGGUGUUCGAUUCGGAAACGAUAGCACGAGACAUAUCCUACGGCACACCCGAUCCCAUCACCCUGGCGGCGGCGGAGAAGAGAGACAAGUCGCCGGCGAAGCAGAAAGAAAGAUCACCGGCGAAACCGGAACGAUCGCCGGAGAAGCAGGUCAAUCUUCAGUUGCCAGAACCAGUGAAACCUCCAGAACGAACCCCAUCACCAGCUCAGGAAGUUAGAGAACAGAUUACAAGAGAAAAGACUCCGGAACCAGUCCAGCAAACAGUCCUCAGCGAGAAGAGCACAGUUCGUGUUCAGCUUGCGCCAGCAGAUGUGGGACCGAGGAUUGUGCAGAUGAAGAUUCAGGAGCCAUCGCCGGAGAAGAAGAUUGAGGAAGUCAGCAAAGAGGACAUCGUUCCGGAGAUUGCCAAUUUGACACCAGAAAAAGACAUGCAGAAGCCGUGGAAGAGCUUAAGAGCGCCGCGAGAGAACAACGAAGGAGUUCACAGCAGUGGAGAGUUCGUUCUCGUCCUCUAUGAUGACAAAGAUCCCUCGAAGAAUACGCCAUCAAAACAACAAUCCUUUGACUUUGAGGUGGACGAAGUUAUGCCUCCACCGCCAUUGUCUUUGUCAGCGCCAGAAUUGUCUAUUGAAAUUCCUCCUCCGCCCAUUCUCAGGCGAUCAGUCAGCUCCACAGAAUUGCUCUAUGAGAGAGCCAUGGCCAGGUUUUAUCACGCUGUGGAGGCUGAAGAAGAGGCGGAAAAGGUGAAGAAACAGGGUCAAAUCGUGCCAACUCUGAGAAAAACACCCAGUUUGACGCGGAAGGAUUCCUUCGGUGAGCACGAUCGCGGCGAAAGGAGAAGCUCUCUCAGACGUCGACUAUCGGGAGAGAUGCCGGCAAUUGUGCCGGGAAAUCUGCGGCGGAAAGACUCAGAAACUGGCAGCGUGGAGAAGGAAAUUCCAGUGAAGAAAACAAAGCGCAAGAGCCCAAUGAAAUCGAAUGAAUCCAUUGAGUACGUCAAAGACAGGGGAGAUCUUGAGUACACUGAUGAUUACACGGACAGCACGGUGUCAUCAGAUGAGUCAGAAACUGAGAAGUUCAAGAGAAAAGUCCGGGAACAUGCAAACGUCUUUUCGGGAGAUGAGGAACUGGAGACUUAUCAUCCCAGUGGGGCGCAGGUUAGGGUGGGAUCUCCCUACAGUCAGCCUGCGCCGGAUCAAUCGGCGGAGAUUCUGUCGAGACCCUUCAACCUGCCGAGUCCGGACUUUGUUCCCAAACCCAUCCUCAAGAGACGAACGUCGCUGGAGGGCGACUCCUCUUCCAAGGAAGACGACAACGACAGGAAAAGCAAGACUCCGGAGAAGGGAGCGCUGUCGAAGAUAUUCGAUCUGAAACCUCUGUCCAAAGGCAGCAGCAACAGCAAAUUGCAGGAGGAGAAACCAGUGGUUGUCGAGAAGCCUCUCACGGCGAGUGAGCUGGCGAAGAAGAAGAAACUGGAGGAGAGACAAGCGUCGCUGGAGGAGGAGAAGGUGGUGAUUGAUCACUACAGCGAUCUCGUGCGUGAAUUUAGCAGUGGUCGAAGAACUCCCGUUCCCAUCUAUCUCAGUGCCGACGAGCUAAAAUUGGCCGCGGAACCCGAAGAGGAAGAGCCGCCACCAAAGCCAGUUGAAGUGAAGCGAGCGCCUUCUGCAGAACCAAAGAAUCGCUCACGAAGCAGUUCGGCAACGCGAAAGCGCCCUGAGACGGCGCCAAGUGAGAAGGCGCAGAGCAGUAAUGUGACAACGCGAGGGAGAUCACCAGCGCCGAAAACUGUGGCGGAGAAGAAGAUGCCCAAGUCGAGAGAUGUGUCUGCCUCGUCGCAAACCAGGCGACCCGUGAAGUCGGCCGUGGAGAAGAGAGCGGCUUCCAAGACGAGGAAUCGCAGUGAGUCCAAGUCGCCUGCAGCGGCGAACAGGCGACCGCUGGCAGUGAAGGCGCCUGAAGUGCCGAAGGCCAAGGAGCCACCCAGUCCGCCACCCUCGCCAUCGAGAUCCCAGACGCCGGAGGAGAUUUCGCAGGAGGACGCAGACAUCAAGGUGAAGUCCACGCUGGCCUGGGUGACCGACUUGGCGCUGUUCUUGGCCGCGUGCUGGGUGUACUUCUUCAAAGACGCCCGCCUCGUGAUCCCCAUUCUCGCCCUCAUGGUGUACCGGCAAAUCGGCGACGCCGUGAAGAACAACAUGCCCUCGUGGAUGAAGAAGAAGGGCAGCUAACAAUGAGACGAGGUUGUAUCAAUUAUGUAUAAAUCUACUUGUUCAAGAAAUUUGUUGAAAAAUCUGCGAAUCAAAUAAAGAGUAUAUAAA